Molecule: messenger RNA, 6181 nt
Organism: Thrips palmi
Lineage: Eukaryota; Metazoa; Arthropoda; Insecta; Thysanoptera; Thripidae
Gene: Cep164
Product: centrosomal protein of 164 kDa
Exons: 18
Coding region: 325-4752 (1475 amino acids)
Molecular function (GO): protein binding
Source: RefSeq, a predicted model, not a curated record
AUGUUAUGGCAGCACGUAACAUCAACGAAAGAUUCGCUUUGUCUUCGUAAAUGCGUAAAGAAAAAAAAAAAACAGAAGAAUAUAUGAAAAAUUAAGGUGAAUGCAGGUGUGAAGGGGGUGGAGGGUGAAAGAAAAGUAACGGGACAACGGAGAACGGGACGGGGGACGCUACGCACGACCCGUCGGCUGUCAAAAUCGUCCGAACGAGCGCUCGGAGGUCCGUGACAUUUUGAUAUGAUCGCGGACGGUGCACUAACAGCCGUCACGUUUUGCGGAACUUGAAUACUCUGAGAAUGCCGUCGUAGAGACGCGUCGAGAUGCAAAAUGUCAAUGUCAGGCCCACCGUCUUUGAAAUCUCUAGUUUGUGAAGAAGUCUUCGACGAGCGGAGCCAACCCUCAGAGGAAGAGGUUCGUGAGUAUGCUGUCAGGAUAGGUAUUGAUCCUACAUCAGAGUCGCACCUGAUCCCCCUGGCUAGAGAGGGCUUACUGAAGCCUUUACCGAAAAACUGGAAGCCCGUAUAUGAUCAAGAAUCGAAACGCUAUUACUAUUUUAACUUUAAGACAAAACAGACAUCAUGGGAACACCCACUUGACAGCAAGUUUCGUGAUCUUGUCAAGAAGAAUCGUUCAGAAAGCCUGAGUUCUGCUGGUGAGGAGGACUCCAAAACAUCCAUCAAAGAGGAGCUAAAAAGCUUUGAGGAGGCUGGUGCAUCUAUUGGGCUAGAAGCAGACAAUUCUGCUUCCUUCAAGGACAAUCCAAUGGAUUUUUCGCUGCAGGGGGUUCCAGCAUUAAAAUCUGCCCUGAGUCCAUUGAGAACUAUUAAGAAAGAUCAAGAAAGUUUUUCAUCACGGAAAGAUAGACAUAGGCCAUUAUCUGGUAAAAGUGAUCUCAGGCCAAUAUUUACUCCUAAACCUCUGUUUUCUCAAAGUACAAAGCCACAGAAUUCUGACAAGAUUCGGAGUAAGAAGGCAGAAUGGGAUGAUUACUCAUCGCUCAUAGAUGAUGACAGCGAGCCGCUUCAAGAUAUUCAAGGUCACAGAUCAGGAACAAACACUAAAUAUGGAGCAUCUCUCGAUAAUAAUGUGCUCUCACAUGAUCGUAGAGUGGAACCUUCAAGCUCAUCUAUUAUUGGCCGGUUUACCAUUGAUAAGGUUCAUAAAAUUGACAUUGACUCACAGGCCAAAAGACUAGAUUCUGAUGGAGCCAUUGACACUAGUCGCCCUUCUGAUCGCUUCCUGAAAAGUGGUCGUGCUGAGUUCACACUUUCGGGUGGUGGUUCCGUAUUUUUGAAAUCCAAUAAAAAAAAGGAUGAAGAGAAGAAGCAGGAAGAAUUAUCAAAUUUGAGUGACAUAGUUGGAAUGGAUUUUGAACUGUUGAAAGAGCCAAAUGCACUGGAUUCAUCUCUAAGAAAUAUAAAAUCCUCUGUAAGAUCCUUAAACUCUUCUCCAACCAUCUCAGCAUCAUCAACUCGCAGUAUACUGAGAACACCUCAAGCUGAAAAACGUCUAUGGGAUGUUGACCCUCAGCAAAUGUCUGUUUCAGAAAAAGCUUUAUGGAAACAACAAGAGCUUGAAGAAGAGAAGAAGAGUGUUCGUUUCAACCUUGACAAAGAGCUCAACAUUUCUUUCAAAUUGUCUGAUUCCUCCAACAGUGACUCUCCAUCAGAGGUGGAGGAUGAGGAAGAGGAUGAAGACCUCGACUUAAAUUCAAACAGCAGUGAAGGUUUGGAGAAGGACUUAAAAUUACUUCCUAGCGAUAAAAGUCAAAUCCCUCAAUCCUCAAACAAACAGAGACAGAUGAGCCCUUUGGAAGAAUGGGCCAAGGAAACUUGGUUUUCCAAGAAGCCAUCUUUGGAUGAAGAGUUAAAAGAUCUUGCAAAAUUGGACAGUGAUUUUGGUUUAUGUAGAAAAACUUUGCUUGACAAUGAGAAGGUAGAUCAAACUGAGGAUGCAGCAAGUGCCCUAAAGGCCCUGAAAGGUGAUGAGAAAAUUCUUGAGAGCUCUUUAGAUGUGGAUAUUAAAUCUUUAGAAAAGUCUAACGAGCUUUUAUCAAAGCAAAAUUUGGAAUUAUCUGACAUUGAUGAAUUUUUAACAAGUUCCCCUAUGAAAAACAAUGCUUCUCCUGCUGAACAAGAUCAAUUGAGUGCUGAGGCCCGACUGGUUGAAUCACUUACCAAAAAGUUGAAGAGCUCUUACAGGCCUACUGAGGAUGUUGUUACCUCGAGAGAGGCUCGCGCGCGUGAGGAAGCAUUUCGCAAUUGGAAUGUAUCACAGACGGAUGGUGAGACAUAUAGACCUCCUUUAUCAAGACAGCAGUCACAGCAGCAGUUGCAGCAAAUAAAACACCAAAUAAAAGAACCUACAAAGGUGGAAGAUCGAGAGCGUGCACUAAGAGCCUGGAAUGUUACUGACGGUUCCGAUGAUUCGGUUUCAUUUUCAAAACGUAUUUCUCCAAUAAGAACCGGACUUAGUGAAGAUUCUGUCCUUAACUGUGCAUCUGGAGUCUCAUCAGAAUAUCUUCAGGGAAAACAGUCUGAAAGUGAAGUGAAUGUUGAAGAAACCGACAAGAAAAUACCACUAUCUUUGAAAGACAGCCUUAUAGUUAAGGAUGUGGAAAAGGAGCUGAAUGAAGAUAUUGAAAGGCUGCAAUCAGAACACAAAAUUCGGUUAGAGCAAAAAAAGCAUGAGUGUAAUAUGAAAUUUGAAGCAGAACUAUUAGAAAUUACUCAAGCCCACCAAGAAAAGUUACAGAAGAUCCUUGAAGAGGAAACCAAGAAGAAUGAAAAGAAAUGCAAAGAUUUAGUUUCGCAAAUGGAGCGGGAAUCGGACCUUAAAAUGAAACAGAUACGAGAACAGCUUGAGCACAAGCAAAACUGUUCGCAACAAAAAAUUCUUGAACAACAUCAACAAUCUUUAGCUGCACAAGAAGUUGAAAACCAAGCAGCAAUGCUUAGAAUCAGAGAGCAGCACUCUGCUGAUAUGAAAACAUUACGAGAGCAAUUUCUGAGAGAGGAGGAGCAAGCACGCCGGGAUCAUCAAGAAAAAAUUGCCAAUUUGCGUGACGAUCGUGAUGGGAAGCGAAGCAGAGAAGUCACAGACCAUUUGAGGUCCAUAGAGAAGUUACGUUGUGAGAAGCGUCUAGUCGAAGAUAAGUACAGAAUUUUGAAGGAGAAAUACAUCAAGCUUAAAGGAGAAAUGAAAGCGAAUACAGAAAAGAAAGAACAGAAACAUAAAGAAGUGAACCACACAGAUGAGAAAACUAAGUCCAACCUGCCAAGCAAUAUAGAACCAGAACUAAGCCCUCAGUUUCAGCAGCCAUCUGACAGAUCGGAGACCGAGUCCAGACCCAAGACAGUCAGUGCAGGCAGUUCGGAUACAAGCAAAUCGUUGGGGUUUCAACAAUUCCAGGUGCAGCACCAGGAGCAGACUGUGCUGCAGGAUCCUCCCUCCCCAGCUCCAAAUAGUGGUCCAUCAGGAGUAACAUGCAACAACAUCAAUGAUUCAAGCAUCCCCAAUGUGCCUUUUUUAGGGAUGAGUUUUUGUAAGCCUCCAUUUCAGGAAAAGUCUUGGGCUUCAAACCGAAAUGGAAUACCUACUUUGCAGUCUUCUUGGAACAAUCAUCCUUAUUUCACAACUGAAAGAAAUGGAAACAUUCUUACAAAUGAAGAGACGCAAUGGAACCCUCCAAACUUCAAUACAACUACAUCUCAUCAAUUUUCUCCUCUGGAAGCACUAAGAUACCAGUUAAAAACAUUGGAUGAGCUUGAAGAACAGUUUCCUGUCUCAUCGGUUACAGAUGCAUAUCUUCGCUAUCCAUUUUCUGAUGCAGCAGCCCCAAAGAAACUGGAAAGUGCUGAGCUAGAGUUCUUCCGGCAUCGAAUUCACUUAGAAAGAGACAUGAUUCGCCAAGCCAAGAGUACUUUACAAGCUCAACAGUCAGAAUACAGGACAAGGAUGCACAAUUUCCAGCUAAGACAGACGAGUAGCAAAGUAGCUGCUCCCAGCAGCACACUCUAUCAAAUGGCUAAAGAGGAGCAAGAACUAUCUGAUAUGGAGUCAAAGCUACAGCGCACGCGCACCAUAUUAAGUGAGAAAAUGGUACAUUUACGCCACUUGGAAGAUUCACUGAAUCAUCUCACUGGUCCAUCUAUGAGAACGGAACUUAAUGGGAGAAGAGGCAAUGGAGUACCUGAAACAAGACAUGCAGAGAAACCCAAACUUAAACAACAUCGAAGAUGGGACUGGAAAGCUGGUGGUUUGGGUGUGGAAGAUGUCAGUGAUGAAGUAUCCUCUGACAGUGGAGGGAGUUCAGGAUUUAGUAGUACUGAAUAUGCAUCUGAUGGUACAUUAGCAUCACUGCUAACCCACUCUGGCUCAGGACCGAGAUUCAAACAUAAUCCAGAAAACACUGCAGAUAUAAACUUAAGCCUGCAUAAUCUUAAUGCUGAGAUAAGUGAAAUUUGGAAUGUAUUAUGUAAGCAAAGAGCUGCAGCGGGUUUGGGGCCUCCACCACUUCUUGGUACACAAGCUGCUGGAAUGAGCUCUACUUCUCAGAACUAUCAUCAGACUAGUGCCUCAGCUGCUCGUGUUAGCAGUCCAACAAUUACUCCUUCAAUUUCUAAGGUGAUUCAGGAUAAAAAUUCGUCUUUGAUUGAGCGCACAAAUAAUCUCCGUCAGUGGCUGCAGAAAGCCAAGAUGAGCGCAUCUCUUCCAUCUGCACCUUCACGAGAAAAAAAUGAAGUGUCCUUUUAAUAUUUACUUCAUGAUGUACCUUGUUUUUCUUUUUUGUUUCUUUUAAUGAUAUAAUUUAUUACAUUAAUAUAUUUGCACUAAUUUAUUUAUUUUAUUCACUUAUUAGAAUGUGUUAAACUUUGAAAGUAUUAAGGAAGGCUGUGUUGUAAAGUUUUAUGGAUUUGUUACUAAGUGCUCUGAUAUAUAGAGGGCAAUUUGUAAUAAUUUUAUUCAACACUGUGGUACAAUGAAGUUGUGCCCAAUGACUUCUGUCCAUGUAUUAUUGUAUGAUCUCAGUCAAGAAGUAUGCAGUACUUUGGCUCUGUUGAUUAUGCUCAGGAUUUAUGUGAAUGAUAAUUUACCUAGAUUUGACCAUGGACACAGCCAGAACUACACAUACUUACUUGUUAAUUCAAAGUGAUUUUAACUUUUGUUACCACUUAACAACGAAAAUUGCCAGAGACCUAUAGUUAGGCACCAUACCGUAUACUUCCUGUAAAAAGGUGGUGUAUUGUCAUUUUAUUAGAUUGUGAUUUUACAAGUGCAAUAAUGAAUUCAUUCUUGUAGACUAUUUGCAAGUAGUGCACUGGCCAUUGAACAAUUUUGGAGUUUUGAUUAAAGCAGUUCCUUAGUCUGGAAGAUUUACUUGUCUCAUCAUACUUGAGUUUACUGCUGUAUUUUGUACAGAUCUAGUAGAUAGGGUUUGUAAAGUUCCCAGACAGAGACUCUUAUUUGAAGCUCAGUGCAUUUGUUUGAACUAUUAACCACUAUUUAACAUUUGUAAUAUUUCUAGUCCAACAGUUAUGUUAGAUGAAGUAUCAAGAUUUUACAAGAAUAAUGUGUCCCUUAAGACCGCAUUCCGUUCCCUUAUGGCCUAUUAAUGAAUUCUAUUUUAUGUCUUAAUAUGUCCAACGUAUUGAAUUGCCAUUUAUGAACUGUAGAGUACCUGUGCUUGAUGAACUUAAGCAAUUUUAUUGAUAGACAGAACUGUAAUAAACAACUUUGCCAGUGGUGGAGGGAAUGAUGUGCUGUGUUUAGGAUAUUUUUCUAAUUGAUGUCUUUCUUAGCCAUUAUGGAAUCUAAGUUAAAAUCUGUCUUAUGAAAUUGUGUCUACACCGUCCAUUCAUGGUAAAGCAGUCUAUUACAUAAAUUUCUUUGUUCUAACCAUCAUGCUUCCAUGGCAAAGCCUGUGUGUCCAAUGUAUGUACACUCAUCUGUGUCAACCUUGUGCGCUGUUUAAUCUCAGGGUUGUAUUGCUCAAGCUGAGACUUGCCAUUCUGAUCUUUCAAAUUGUGCUUAAGCAUCCGUCCCUACAACUAGUGGAAAGAGCUUGCAAAGAUCAAAUUUUAGCGACAGUGACAUAUCGCAUUCCUAAUUCAAGUGUCAUGGUAGUUGUCAGAAUUUUAGCACUAUCAGCAACUUCAUAAUAAAAUGUAUGAUGGUUUUAUAA